This is a messenger RNA of Suncus etruscus (white-toothed pygmy shrew), 802 nucleotides long. RefSeq names its product cytochrome P450 3A12-like. The record is from RefSeq and is a predicted model, not a curated record. Lineage: Eukaryota; Metazoa; Chordata; Mammalia; Eulipotyphla; Soricidae. Gene Ontology annotation, biological process: oxidative demethylation; steroid metabolic process. Gene Ontology annotation, molecular function: testosterone 6-beta-hydroxylase activity; heme binding; oxidoreductase activity, acting on paired donors, with incorporation or reduction of molecular oxygen. The transcript is spliced from 5 exons. The coding region runs from base 24 to 692 and encodes 222 amino acids.
AUGUGAAUCUUCUUGAACAUCUGAUGAUCAACUCCCAGAAUUCCAAGAAAGUCACUGCUCACAAAGCACUGACUGACCAGGAGGUUGUGGCCCAAAUGGUAAACUUUGGUUUAGCUGGUUAUGAGACCACUACAAAUUCUCUUUCAUUCACUAUAUAUUUAUUGGCCACUCACCCAAAUGUCCAGCUAAAACUGCAGCAGGAGAUUGAUUCCACUUUCCCUAAUGAGGCACAGCCCACCUAUGAUGCCCUGAUGCAAAUGGAAUACCUUGACAUGGUGGUGACUGAAUCUCUUAGAUUAUAUCCAGCUACUGGCAGACUUGACAGGGUCUGUAAAAAAGAUGUAGAGAUCAAUGGAUUGCUUAUCCCCAAAGGCACAGUAGUCGUUAUUCCCAUCCUUGUUCUUCAUAAAGACCCAGAACUGUGGACAAAACCUGAAGAUUUCUGUCCUGAAAGGUUCAGUGGUGCAAACAAGAACAGCAUAAAUCCUUAUGUCUACAUGCCCUUUGGAGCUGGUCCCCGAAACUGCAUUGGCAUGAGGUUUGCUCUCAUGAACUUGAAACUUGCUCUCGUCAAAAUAUUGCAGAAUUUUACCUUCAAACCUUGUGAAGAAACCCAGAUUCCUAUGAAGUUAUCAAAUCAAGCAGUUCUUCAACCUGAGAAACCCAUCGUUCUAAAGGCUGAGCCCAGAUGAGGCAUCAGGAGUGGAUCCUGACUUUGUACUUCAUUCUUCAAGGAAUCUGCAUCUCAGAACUCUAGAGAGUCCAAUUUUCCUUAUGAAUAAAUCCCAAAAAUAAAGCCUGA